AUGACUGCCAUUUUGCAAAGUUUUAAGAUAAUGCUACAGCGUUAUCCCGUUACACGAGGCAUGGUCUCGUAUAGCCUCAUUUGGCCGACGAGUUCUCUGAUACAACAGACUUUCGAGGGGAGAAGAUGGCCCGAUUACGAUUGGUGGCGUACGCUACGUUUUAGCCUCUAUGGUGGUCUGUUCGUUGCGCCAACGCUGUACAGUUGGAUCAAGGUAUCCAGUGCCAUGUGGCCACAAACCUCACUACAGACUGCUAUUUUCAAAACUGCUGUCGAACAGAUUUCCUACACACCCGCUGCCAUGACAUGUUUUUAUUUCAUAAUGAGCCUGCUGGAAAUGAAGACGGUGGGUGAAGCGGCGGCGGAGGUGCGCAAAAAGUUCAUACCCACCUACAAGGUGGCAAUGUCAAUUUGGCCUAUUGUUGGUAUUAUAAAUUUUUCUGUCGUACCAGAGAAGAAUCGUGUGCCUUUCAUCAGUGUCUGUAGUUUAAUGUGGACUUGCUUUUUAGCCUAUAUGAAGCAUCUGGAGCAUCACCAUGUCGAUGAAAUCGAUGGUAUAUUUGCGUCGAAGGAGACUAAGUUAAAAUCUUAGUACAACUGCAAUAGUUUUUAUCUAAGCUGUACAUGUUUUUAUAGUUAGGGUAUUGAAAAAAAUCUGAUUUCGAAUGUAGAAACAAAGUAUAUAUUUAUUUAUAUAUAUUUCAAAAUUGCUUUCAUUUGAAGGAUUGAGGAAGAAAACGAAAUCCUUAAAUAUUUUUUAGAAAAUUUUAAUUCAUACAAUUCUUUUUUAAACAUCAAACAGUAUUUCUUAUCAUAAUGUUUGCAUAAAAGCCAAACCCA
Rhagoletis pomonella (apple maggot) is the source of this 839-nucleotide messenger RNA. RefSeq names its product protein sym1-like. Bases 1 to 591 code for a protein of 196 amino acids. NCBI's taxonomy places the organism in Eukaryota, Metazoa, Arthropoda, Insecta, Diptera, Tephritidae. The record is from RefSeq and is a predicted model, not a curated record. Gene Ontology annotation, cellular component: cytoplasm; membrane. The transcript is spliced from 3 exons.